AUGGCCAAGCGCGUGCAUCGCUCGCUCGCAGCUCGCAGGAGGCAAUAUUGUGCCUUUUGGGGGAUUUUUGUGUGUGCACUGACUGUGCCAGGAGACAACGAGAAGCACUGGAAGCCAGUGUUAGUGGUCUUGACGGAGAAAGACCUCUUAAUAUACGAGAGCAUGCCACGGAUGAAGGAAGCUUGGUUCAGCCCUCUGCAUACCUACCCCCUGCUAGCCACCAGGUUGGUCCAUUCUGGCCCAGGAAAAGGCUCCCCACAGUCUGGGGUGGAUUUGUCUUUCGCAACCCGUACCGGUACAAGGCAAGGGAUCGAAACCCAUCUGUUCAGGACAGAGACUAGCCGAGACCUCUCACUGUGGACAAGGAGCGUGGUGCAGGGCUGCCAUAAUUCCGCGGAGCUCAUCACAGAAAUCACCACAUCUUGCACAUAUAAAAGCCAGGAGUGCCGUUUGACCAUCCAUUACGAACAUGGAUUCUCUCUUACAACUGAACCGCAAGAUGGUGCCUUCUCUAAGACAAUUGCACAAUAUCCCUACGAAAAACUGAAAAUGUCCUCAGAUGAUGGGAUAAGGAUGCUUUAUUUAGACUUUGGAGGAAAGGAUGGAGAAAUUCAACUGGACCUUCAUUCCUGUCCAAAACCAAUUGUGUUCAUCAUUCAUUCCUUCCUGUCGGCAAAGAUUACAAGGCUUGGCUUGGUGGCAUAACUGAGAUACAUCUGUUUCUUCAAAGAAAGAUGGAGCAACCAUGCUAAUCUGAAGUAAAGUCAACAGCAGCAACCCGUACCAGCUAGCACCGUGCACCAGCCUGGGGUUCAGUACCAGGCCUUGGUCAUUUCUGCAGUCUUCCAAGGCCAAGGUUUCAUUUUGAUCAGCUAAAGAGGUGGCAUGACAAGGAAAACAGUGGAUUUCAUUGUAAAUAAUGGGAUUUUAAAAUCCCAUAUCAGACAGUAAAAGCCUGUAGUACCAUAUAUGUAAAUGUUUCAGAAUCAUAAACUGUGCCUAUUUCAAUGUACUUGUCUAUAUAGAAUAAGUAAAGGGCUAAGCAGACGAGAGUGGGUGUUGGUUGUGAUGCAAGCU
Messenger RNA from Tauraco erythrolophus (red-crested turaco), 1077 nucleotides. Lineage: Eukaryota; Metazoa; Chordata; Aves; Musophagiformes; Musophagidae. The record is from RefSeq and is a predicted model, not a curated record.